GGCUCGAGCUCGAUGACGGUUCUCUGUGGACUCAGAGCUGGUUGUUUUCCUAUCGGAAAGGUUUGGUGCUAAUCGACACGAUUGCCGACAACUGCGAAAAAUACCCCCACUAGUGCAUCUGAUAUUCUGGCGCGUUUUCAUCCUGUGUUGAACUGUUUUUGCUGCUCCUAAAGUGUUAUUUGAGCAGUUUGUGAUAAUAGGAAAAAGUGAACCGAUUUGGAGUGUCUGCUCAUAUCCAGCGACUGCCAAACGCAAGACGAGAAAGAAACAACAAGCCAGAAAUUGGCCUGAAGCAUUCAUAUACAGAGACUUUUGCAUUUCGCAAGAUUGACAGAGAAUUCUGGCGAGAACCUGCACAGUUAGUAGACAAGUUUUGAAACAACGAAAAGAAGAGAAAAAGAAGGAAAAUGAGUGCAGCAUCUGUAAGACAGUACGGCGUGACUCCUCCGAUAUCUACAGAGGGCCCGACAAAGGCGGAGAUCGCGUUAAACGACUCGAUGAUUGAGGAGUUGCGUAACCAGAAGUCGUUUGAGUCCGAGGUGGAGACCGAGAAGAGGAGGAAGGUGUUGGCCAUCUUGCAGCAGUUGACACAGACUUUUGUGUACACGGUCUCGAGGACGAAGAACAUGAGCGAGGGCAUGGCGAAGGACGCUGGAGGCAAGAUCUUCACGUUCGGCUCGUACAGGUUGGGGGUCUACGGACCCGGCUCAGAUAUCGACACCCUUGUAGUCGUGCCCAAGCAUGUGACGAGAGAGGACUUUUUCACGGUAUUCUACGACAUGCUCAAGAAGAGACCAGAGCUGCAGAAGAUUCAGCCUGUGCCAGAUGCCUUUGUUCCGAUCAUCAAGACGAUUUUCGACGGCGUCGACAUCGACUUGCUCUGCGGCCGCUUGGACAUACCGCAGGUGCCUCUCGACCUCACGCUAGAGGACAACAAUUUGUUGAGAAACAUUGACGACAAGGACUUGAGGGCCUUGAACGGGACCAGAGUGACCGAUCAAAUCCUUCAGCUGGUUCCGCAGAAAACCGUCUUCCGCCAUGCUCUCCGAACCAUCAAGCUUUGGGCGCAGAGGAGGGCCAUUUACGCCAACAUGUUUGGCUUCCCAGGUGGUGUUGCCUGGGCAAUGCUUGUUGCUAGAAUAUGCCAGUUGUAUCCAAACGCCGUUGGUGCCGUCAUUGUCUCCAAGUUUUUCCACAUAUACCUUCAGUGGAAGUGGCCGCAGCCGGUGUUAUUGAAGCCAAUUGAGGACGGUCCACUUCCGGUGAGAAUCUGGAACCCCAAGUUGUACGGACAAGACAAGGGCCAUCGGAUGCCUGUGAUUACCCCUGCUUACCCAUCGAUGUGUGCCACGCACAAUAUCACUGCCUCGACGCAGAAGAUCAUCAUGCAGGAGAUGAAGCGGGCGUUGGGCAUCAUGAACGAGAUCCAGCAGGAAAAGAAGACGUGGAGCGACCUGUUUGUCAAGCACGACUAUUUCUAUCGCUACAAGUACUACUUGACGGUGAUAACGUCGACACGAGGCAAGUAUGAGGACCAUAUCAAGUGGUGCGGUAUGGUUGAGUCGAAGCUCCGGUUGCUAGUGUUGAAGAUCGAAAACAUCACGGGCAUAGUCUUGGCGCACCCGUACGUGAAGCCGUUCACGGUGUCGUACAUCUGCGACACGGAGGAGCAGGUGUCGAUAAUAAGCCAGCUCUACGGCACGCUCGACGGCGAGAAGUACGCGCAGGAGCACCUCAAGGAGGUGAAGAUUGACGAGGACACCGACACAGUCAAGCUCGAAGAAGAGGUCAAGAAGAGCGGUAAGCACUUUGUGCAUCUGAUGAAGCUUUACAUCGGCUUGGAGUUGGACCUCAAGGGCAAGGAGAAGAAGAUGAACAUCCAGGUGCCAUGCACGGAAUUCGACCAAAUCUGCAAGAACUGGGUCUUCUACAAGAAGGAGGUGUUUUCUUUGAGCAUCAAGUACGUGAAGCUCUGGGACCUGCCCAACGACGUCUACGGCGACGCCGAAAGUCGUCCGUCCAAGACCAAAAAGCGCAAGACCGACAAGAACGGCAGCAUCAACAAAAAGAUCAAGAUGGUGGAGAGCGGCAGCGAGAGCGUGAGCUCCACUCCGAACAGUUCUGCCGGCGGCCUCGCCGCAGCCUCCUCCACUUUCUCUUCCGCUCCCGGCGAGAAGGUCACCGGGACCGUCUCGAUGUCCAGCUGACCGGAGGUGCCAGCAAACCAUAGCAUAGCAUAGCAGAGAAGAAGAAGCAGGCCCUUUAUACUAUAUAGAAGAACGUGUAACUACAAUCAUCACCACCGAGC
Pichia membranifaciens NRRL Y-2026 is the source of this 2308-nucleotide messenger RNA. RefSeq lists its product as hypothetical. NCBI's taxonomy places the organism in Eukaryota, Fungi, Ascomycota, Pichiomycetes, Pichiales, Pichiaceae. Gene Ontology annotation, cellular component: nucleus. The coding region runs from base 408 to 2207 and encodes 599 amino acids. Gene Ontology annotation, molecular function: RNA binding; poly(A) RNA polymerase activity. The record is from RefSeq and is a predicted model, not a curated record. The transcript has a single exon.